CGAUUCACACCAUCAGAAGGCUUUUGGCUUGCAACUUGUGUUUAUUUUCUUUAGCGGACGCCCAGUUAUCCUUGGUUCUAUCGUUAUUCUUGACAGUUAAACAAUUUGAUAUAUAAGUGGCUGUGUAAUACCGAAGAAAGUCUAAAACUUAUUACAAAACUGUCUCUUGGACGAUAAAUACACUAGCGUAGGGGCUAGUAGUAGCUAGCUAAUUCUGUAGCUAAUUAGCUAGCUAACAACAACAAGGAAAGAUGGGGUCGAUUCUUAGCCGGAGAAUCGCUGGCGUUGAGGAUAUUGAUAUCCAGGCGAAUUCUGCAUACAGAUUUCCACCGAAAUCGGGUAAAUAUAGCUAUUAAUUUGGAUUGAAACGCUAAAACUCUAAGUUAGCUAACCAGCGACCUGCUAACGCUGCUAAUAUUAGCUAAACUGACAUCAUCAGCUCCCAUCAUUAUUAGGCCUAACGUUACAUGUGAAAGCUAUUAGCUAUAAAUGGUUAUGAUAUUCAGUCGUGGUGAAAUGUUUAUUUGAUGAGGCAAAGAUGAGUUGUGCAUCGAUGCCCUGAUCUUGUCCUGAUUAAAGAUAGGCCUUCCAUCCUGAUUUUCUCAUGGUUUUCUAAUCUAGUCACAUACUUCUAUUUUCUUUUAAGGGAAUUACUUUGCCAGUCAUUUUUUCAUGGGAGGGGAGAAAUUUGACACUCCCCAUCCAGAGGGAUACCUAUUUGGAGAAAACAUGGAUCUGAACUUCCUUGGAAAUAGGCCUGUACAAGUAAGGACAAACAAGUUUGCUAUACAAUGGCAAAAUGUCUUAGCUAUGUUGUUAAGUUUUGUAUCUUGCAAGCUGCUGACAGAGAAGUAACAUGUACAGCAUAUUAGUCCUAUUAGUUGAAGUGGGAGUUCAGGAGUAGUCCUUGAUUCACAUCCCCCGUGCUAUUCAGUAGGCUAAAGCAUUUGAAGUUGAUCUGCAUUGGGCUGUUCUUUUCUUAGACUAGAUGUUGUGUGUCACCUUUGCUUAGUUUCCAUACGUGACCCCGGCACCCCAUGAGCCUGUGAAGACCCUGAGAAGUCUGGUCAAUAUCAGAAAGGACUCCCUGCGCUUGGUCAGGUGAGGAAAAACACCAUCAUAUUCUACAGCAAGUAGUCUUCUGACUGACCUGUGCUCAUUUAUUUGUCUUAGUGGUUUCCAUUUCAAGUGAUUCAGGGUCAAGAAUACCGGCUGAUUGAGCUUAGCCUAACAUCUAUUCACUGUACUUGUUUAGGCCUACGUUUAAUUUGAUAUUGACGUACUUUCAUAAGUGUGGUGCAUGACUAAUUUUUUGUUAACUUAAUCAUAGCUUCACUAUCAAAGUUAUGUAAUUUUGAAAUUGGCCACUUGAAAAAGGUAGCCUAACAUUAUUUUGUUUGUCUGCUUGACUACUAGGUACAAAGAUGACACUGACGCUCCAGUGGAGGAAGGGGGGAAGCCAAAGGUUCUGUAUGGUGUGGAGUUCACAUUUGACGCUGAUGCUCGUGUGGCUAUCACCCUGUAUUGCCAAGCUUUUGAGGAAUUCGCCAAUGGGAUGGCAAUGUAUGUAAGAGUCUGAUUCAGAAACCUUUUCAUUUACAUGAUAGACUAUGUUUACCAUCAAUAUGCUAUUUAAGUCAUUCACUAAUUAGAAAUACAUAUUUUCUUCCACUGUCUCUUGCUCCCAAAAAUCUAACUAAAUGCAAUCCAGCAUUUUACAUUCCUCAUUUGAAAUGAAAUCCAUGCCUGUUCAUCAGUUUCUGAAGAUGUGCAGUGAUAUUGAUUUAUUCACUUUAAAGACACAUUGUAUAAGAACAUCUUAUGAUAGUGCUUGUCAUUAUGGAUAUGGCCAAUGUACAGCAUAGAACGCCAGUCUCCAGAAAGCAGACGGUGAGAGAUACAAGGGGUCCUUAGCAACCACCUGUCUCCAUGGAUACGAAGGUCAUCUGAAGAGGGAAUUAAUAUUAUAGUUUAUGCUGAGGUCAUUAUGUGAGCGGAUGGAUGUUUUUUUUCUGCCUUUUUUACAUCAUGUUUUUUAUUGAGAUUUUCCAUUGACAAAUUUGAGAGGGAAAAUGAUUUUAGUUAGGCCUAAUGCUGUUUUUUAUUAUUUGUGGUCAAAGAAAGAGCUUUCAACAAGAGAUCUGAAAAAGAACAUCUUACAUUUCCUGUAUACUAAAUUAACUUUGAUAGUUUUUGUAUUGAUAAGAUAUUGACAUCACUGUCCUGUGUAGGUACAACCCAAAGGGACCAGCCAUGGUUUCUGAGACUGUGCACUAUAAGAGGGGUGUGAGCCAACAUUUCUCCCUGCCUUCUUUCAAAAUCGAUUUCACCGACUGGAAGGAGGAGGAUGUGAGUAUAUCUGGGCAGCAGCACUCAAUCCUGUAGAGUGAUGUCACCAGCUGACAGUUGAUAAACUCAUCUGUUGUCACCAUUUAUUUUAUCUUUACAGCUGAACUUUGACCUGGACCGGGGUGUUUUCCCCAUGGUGAUCCAAGCUGUGGUGGAUGAAGGGGAUGGUAGGUGGUCCAAACGGUUCGGACGCAUAGAGAGAUGUUAUUAAUGUUCUGCACUCCAGAGUUGGCAACUGUCUCUCAACUGCCUCUCCGCUGUACCACAAUAGCAGGUGCUAGAUUAGGCAUUCUGUAUGCACAGAGUACAGUAAUCCCUUAUUAAUUAAUGUUUGUCCUUUUCUAGAUUGCUUGGGACAUGCACAUGUGCUGCUGGCAGCCUUUGAGAGAGUAAGUAACUCAUUGUGAUGAUCCAGUAGAAGAGGACAGUGUUUGAAUUUGACUCAAAUUUGCAUCCCUCAUGAUGUCUUCACAAAUUAUGAAUAUGUGACGUUAACACAAUUUCUUCCUUUCCAGCAUGUGGAUGGCAGUUUCUCGGUCAAGCCUCUGAAGCAGAAGCAAAUUGUAAAUUAAUCCAAGUUAAUCCAUGUCUUCUUUAUUAUAUUAGUAGAUUAUUCAAAAUACAAAAUGCCUGAAUACCAAAAACAUGUUAAUUUACAACACAUAUAUAUUUGUUAGCAUGUGUGCUUACUUCUUCCUCUUUAUGCCUUAUGGGACGUAAGGCUAUAAUGUGCUCCUUCCAUCAUUCUCUGUCCUUUGGCCACGUGUUGUUACCAUGUGUGCUCUCGGUUAUAGGUGGAUCGUGUGAGCUACCUGCUGCAGGAGAUCUAUGGAAUUGAAAACAAAAACAACCAAGAGACCAAGGUUCUUAUUCUAGAACUCACCAAGAACACUUUUGUAGAUGCAUACAGUAGAUUUAUUGAACAUGAAUUCACAAAGGUUGUUGCAUAAGGAAAGCAACACAUUUUUACAUUCGAGUCUUUCAGAAAUGUAAACUAGAAAUGUGGCUCAUUAUGCUGUAGGUUUUCAGACCGUUGGUUAUCAGUUGGUUUGCGUGGUCUAUUUUUGCUACAUGUUCAUCCUCUAACAAAUAUUUUUUUGUUCUCUGCAGCCGUCGGAGGAUGAGAACAGUGACAACAGCAACGAGUGUGUUGUUUGUCUGUCAGACCUCAGAGACACCAUCAUCCUGCCCUGCAGACACCUGUGUCUCUGCAACUCCUGUGCUGACACCCUGCGUUACCAGGCCAACAACUGUCCUAUCUGCAGACUGCGUAAGGAGCGAAGCUAGUUUGUUUCCAAUAGGCUUCCAACUGGGAUUUCAUGCCUUAUUUCCUGCCUUAGCUAAUAGGAAAUAGACCUGCCAGGCUGCCAUGUUUCAGAGCUCAGUGAGAGAGACACCUAAUGGAUGUAGAGAUGAACGCCCUGUGGGGACUGAGCUGAUUUAAGGAAAAUGCUGUAAAGUUGACAUUUAAGUGAAGAUGUAGUCACAUUUGACAGUGUGUAGUGUAAUCCGUGUUUGGUCUGUCUCUCUCCCCAGCCUUCCGAGCCUUGCUGCAGAUCAGAGCUGUGAGGAAGAAGCCUGGGCCGCUUUCCCCUGUGUCUUUCAGCCCUGUACUGGCUCAGAACAUGGACCAUGAUGAGCACUCGGUACGGCCCACGCAUUUGUUGUUAUUACACACAUGGCAUCAUUUGUGUCAAGGAUCAUUUCUUAUUCUACUUGUAUUUAACAAACCUCAACUCCAUCACUAUGCAAUUACAAAGCCUUUCAUAAAUGACUGUGAAUGACUAGUAAAUAUAUGACCAGUCUUUCUGUGUGUGUGUCUCUCCAGAGCUCAGACUCGGUUCCCCCAGGCUUUGAGCCCAUCUCUCUGCUGGAGGCCCUUAACGGCCUGCACUCUGUGUCCCCCUCCAUCCCCCCCGCCCCCACUCUACGAUGAUAUCAACUUCUCUGGUGGCCUGGUAGGGGAGGGCCGGCCGCUGGGCUCCCCAGAACACUCCGGGGACGGGGGCCUGCAGAAGGCCAAAGUCAGCAAGUCACCUGACAGGUAAUCCUGUGACACCAGGGUUGUCACAAGCCCAGUUCACCCUUUCCUCCAUCUGAGAUGGACCAUCUCCCUGAAGUGUGCACUUGUACACUACACUCCCCCUCAUGGAUUUAAAAGGAAUGGACAGGUGUAAGGGAUGAUGGUGGAACCUCCCUCCAGCCAAUAUGUAAACCAAUCCAAUGCUUUGAAAUCUUUUGCGGUAGGGUGAGCCAGUGCACACUUUAGGAAGAAGGGGGAGAAACUGAAGUAGGGCUACAGUCUCCCAGUUGCUGCCCUCUACAGUCCAGCUGCCUGCUACUGUAAUUGUUCACACCAUUACAUUACCAUUUGAUUUUGAACUGCCUCUAACUUGGAGCAUAUUCAUAUGCAUGUUUUAAUUAUUUAGUUUUACAUUUAAUAUGGAGUUAAUAGCCCUGACAUGAACUGCACUGGAUGGAUUUGCUUUUUGGACAUUGGCUUUGACUCUGGAUUGAUUGCUCAUCACUUUGUGUAACAGCUGGCCCAGGGUCAGAAUAAAGAGGCUCCUUACGUUGUGGUGAGCUGCUGCUAGAGGUCUUCUCCUGUAUCCAGCACUAUGCUACAAACUGAUUAGACGGCAUGUCCUUGGCAAUCCAUCCAGUUGACAUUGCUGAGCCUUGCCAACCUGCAGGAAAGAACAUUACUACAGGACAACAGUACAGAGUGCAGUCUGUUUAUUAUAAAGAACAUUACUACAGGACAACAGUACAGAGUGCAGUCUGUUUAUUAUAAAGAACAUUACUACAGGACAACAGUACAGAGUGCAGUCUGUUUAUUAUAAAGAACAUUACUACAGGACAACAGUACAGAGUGCAGUCUGUUUAUUAUAAAGAACAUUACUACAGGACAACAGUACAGAGUGCAGUCUGUUUAUUAUAAAGAACAUUACUACAGGACAACAGUACAGAGUGCAGUCUGUUAUUAUAAAGAACAUUACUACAGGACAACAGUACAGAGUGCAGUCUGUUUAUUAUAAAGAACAUUACUACAGGACAACAGUACAGAGUGCAGUCUGUUUAUUAUAAAGAACAUUACUACAGGACAACAGUACAGAGUGCAGUCUGUUUAUUAUAAAGAACAUUACUACAGGACAACAGUACAGAGUGCAGUCUGUUUAUUAUAAAGAACAUUACUACAGGACAACAGUACAGAGUGCAGUCUGUUUAUUAUAAAGAACAUUACUACAGGACAACAGUACAGAGUGCAGUCUGUUUAUUAUAAAGAACAUUACUACAGGACAACAGUACAGAGUGCAGUCUGUUUAUUAUAAAGCUUCACGUCGGUUGUAAAAGUGUUUUUUUUGUUUUAUCAAUGUCACCUCAUUGUAAGUGUUUGACCCCUGCAGCACCCUGAGGUCGCCCUCAUCACCCAUCCAGGAGGAGGAUGAGGAGAAGCUGUCUGAGUUGUCGGAUGCCCAGCCUCACACACUGCUCUCCAGCAGCCCUGCUCCCACCGAGGCCACUGCAGCCGAGGAUGUACCGGAGUCCGUCUCCCCAGAUGAUGGUGAGUUCUGUCAUGCUCUGAAUGCACAUAGAUAGCUGUUGUAGUAGGUCCAGUCUACAUCAAGUUUGGGUAGGUGACCCCUCUAAAUAAUGACUUGAAUUACCUACCAGGGUACAUUGCAAACCAGCAUAAGGACAUUUAGGUCUUGUUGCAUGUUGUGACCUUGUCUCUCCCUCCUGUCAUGUGUGGUACAGAGGACAGGCUGCACUCUGGAGGAGAGCGAGAGAUCCUUCAUGACUGCAGCAGUGAACACAGCAGCCUGACCAAAACAGAGAGUGACCCGCCAGGGGACCUUUCUCUGCCAGGUAAGCUAAUAAUAACACAAGGCCCAGGCCCAUAUCUGUGCUUGUGUGCACAAGCAUGUAUGUUUGUCUGGAUAUUAAAGAUAUUCUCCGGUACUGUAUACAUUUUAGCCAGUAGUUCUGAAAGUAGCACCCUUGAGCCAAAAGUGGUCCCCGUAAAUUGCGCACUACAUCACAAAUGUACAGAUGUAUGCACCACAUCAUUGCUCUCUCUCCCUCUACUGUGUGCGUGUUGCUAUCUGUCACUCCCUUGGCGGGCUGAAGCUCAUAGGCUGAAACUUGAAUUGCUAGGCGGCUAGCCCACAUGGUGGUAAAUGUAGGGAAAAUGGCGCUGCACAGCUUCCAGACAACAGUCAAACUAGGGAUUUUUUGGCUAGUUCUGCUCAUAGAUUAUGCAUGAACUACACAUUAACACAUCCAGCCCAAAGCGGGAGGUUUAAAAAAUACUUACUAGUUGCCAAAGUACCAGAGCAUGUCUUUAACACUUAAACCAAUUGUAAACAUACAUUUUUGAUUGCGGGUAUAACACCUUUGGCUAAUUUUCUCUUUAUUCUCCCAGGCUUUCAGUCCUCCAGCUUUGCAUCUAACCUGUGUGCUGUUGUUUAUUCUUCUCUGUUUCCUUACUCCCUGCGCUGUCCCUUUACCUGGCGUUGCUAUGGCCAGCUCUAGGUCCUGAUGCCUGCUCUAUUGGUGUGGAGGAAUAAAUGUGGUAUGUAGGACUUCUCUGUCCUGUCUUUACCUAUCUGCUUUUCUGUCACGUUGCUUCGGAGAAACCGAUCCCUCGCAAUCUGUCAGAUUCAGGACAGUUGGUUAAUAAUCUGCUGCAGGUUUUAACUGUUUAUCAUGAAAAUUGACAGCAAGUUUGUAUUGAUAAGUAUGCAACUGCUUAGAUUUAUUUCACAUGAGUAAGAGAUCCUCUUGUUUAAUUGGAUCAUCCUCCUCGUGUCCACAGGGUCAUCAGAGUCAACGGAGAGCCUGAAGAGUCAGAGUACCAACUGCUCCAGCCAGCCCCUCCUGUGUCCCCCCAGCAGCCUUCACAUGGAGGAUGAGCAACUUGACUCCUAACCUCUGGGCCCAACGGUUUCUCCCUCUCUGGCUGAGUCCCAAUUCUCCACCCUUCUUCAGAAGUGUGCACUUGCACACUUUCUCGCAUUGGAUUUAACAAUGGUGGAAACUCCUUCCAGUCAAUAAUUUCACCAAUCCAAUGCUUUUAAAUCCAUGACGGGGAGUGUGAAAGUG
This is a messenger RNA of Coregonus sp. 'balchen', 7455 nucleotides long. Lineage: Eukaryota; Metazoa; Chordata; Actinopteri; Salmoniformes; Salmonidae. The record is from the annotation of a GenBank genome assembly.